This is a messenger RNA of Mycetomoellerius zeteki, 1886 nucleotides long. RefSeq names its product chitin deacetylase-like protein serp (gene serp). Bases 45 to 1193 code for a protein of 382 amino acids. Gene Ontology annotation, molecular function: hydrolase activity, acting on carbon-nitrogen (but not peptide) bonds. Lineage: Eukaryota; Metazoa; Arthropoda; Insecta; Hymenoptera; Formicidae. The transcript is spliced from 4 exons. The record is from RefSeq and is a predicted model, not a curated record. Gene Ontology annotation, biological process: carbohydrate metabolic process.
GAGAAAAGGACUGCACUGACGGCUCUGAUGAAAACAUUUGCGACAUGGACAAUGAUCCCAAUAGAGCUCCACCAUGCGAUCCUUCUGUGUGUACCCUGCCCGACUGCUUCUGUUCGGAGGAUGGUACCACGAUACCCAGUGAUCUCCCGUCUAAGGAUGUUCCCCAGAUGGUCACAAUUACUUUCGACGACGCCAUUAACAACAACAACAUUGGCCUCUAUAAAGAGAUCUUCAGUGGCAAGCGCAAGAAUCCAAACGGCUGCGACAUCAAGGCAACCUUCUUCGUAUCGCAUAAGUACACCAACUACUCCGCGGUCCAGGAGAUGCACAGGAAAGGCCACGAAAUCGCUGUCCAUUCAAUCUCGCACAAUGAUGACGAGCGCUUUUGGUCGGACGCUACCGUCGACGAGUGGGCCAAGGAGAUGGCUGGCAUGAGGAUCAUCGCCGAGAAGUUCGCAAAUCUGACGGAUAACAGCGUGGUCGGCGUCAGGGCGCCGUAUCUGCGGGUCGGUGGUAACAAUCAGUUCACCAUGAUGGAGGAGCAAGCCUUCCUGUACGAUUCCACCAUCACUGCGGCCUUGAACAACCCUCCGCUGUGGCCAUACACCAUGUACUUCAGAAUGCCGCAUCGUUGUCACGGAAAUCUUCAACACUGUCCCACUAGAUCGCACGCCGUGUGGGAGAUGGUGAUGAAUGAGCUGGAUCGGCGUGAGGAUCCACAGAACGACGAGUAUCUGCCCGGCUGUGCUAUGGUGGACUCAUGCAGUAACAUCUUGACCGGCGAUCAAUUCUAUAACUUCCUCAAUCAUAACUUCGAUCGUCACUACGAGCAGAAUCGUGCCCCUCUCGGUCUCUACUUCCACGCCGCCUGGCUGAAGAACAAUCCCGAAUUCUUGGAUGCCUUCUUAUAUUGGAUCGACGAAAUCCUGCAGAGCCACAAUGAUGUGUACUUUGUGACGAUGACUCAGGUGAUCCAAUGGAUUCAGAACCCGCGCACCAUCACCGAGUCGAAGAACUUUGAGCCCUGGCGGGAGAAGUGUACGGUGGAGGGACCUCCGGCGUGCUGGGUGCCCCACACCUGUAAACUGACCUCGAAAGAGGUGCCCGGCGAGACCAUCAACCUUCAGACUUGUGUCCGCUGUCCCAACAAUUAUCCUUGGGUGAAUGACCCGACUGGUGACGGCUUCUUCUAAACUGCCGAGCGCGAUUCUCCUUCUCGUCUAAGUCAAAUUUCUCCUCCUUUCUCCUUAGUUCUGCCAAUCCUUUCCUCCCUGUACCUCAACCUGACGUCGGUCGAAAGGUACGUCGCGAGUCUUCGCGAUCCAACUACGGCGCCGGAAGUCACCGACCAACGCCAAGUAUUCUCGAGACUUUGGAGAGCGAUGGCGAUUACGACGACGAGGCACAUGGAGGAGACAAGGAGAAAGAUCAUUAGUCCGUUAAACUCCGAUGACCGCCCUUAGUUGCCAAUAUUUUUCGCUGUUUUUAUCGUUGAGAACGACGUAUCUGUGAUGAUUAGUUCUGUUCAGUUGAAAUAAUACGGAGUCUAAUGGACUGAAGGUGAAUGGAAUAAAAUGAAACUUUUUACCCGCUUCGCGUUCACAGAUGUCCCUUUAGCAAUGACGUUUAGCUUCGUCUUCAGGUUACACCCGAAAUUAGCACUCUACGUAAAAGGAAAAACACUAUAUUUUUUUGCGCGUGCCUGGUUAUCAGCUGGUAAUUAAAGCUAACGUUCAUUAUAUGCGUCAGCAAUUUGUGAUAGACUCCCGAAGGCGACAUCCUCGAAGUCCACGAGGCGGCAAUGACGGCCACGUUGACCGAUCAUGAUAACGAUGACGAUGACGAGAGCUGCGCGCAUUUCCACUCGAAACCGGCAGAAGCAAAAG